GAAGUACCGGUACCUUCACAACAAGGGCAGGAGUUGCGUGCUCUCUUGACUUGUCAGCUCGGCAUGGUGCCUCCUGUACUGCUGCUGAGGGCUCUUCGGACCCUGCGUGCACCAGCUGUAGUCGCGACCUCCAGCGGGUUCCCGGCUCUGGAGUCGGUCCCUCCGCCGCGCUCAUGUGUGUUGUACCCGUUGUGGAGGACAUCUCCUGUGAGGACUCUGCAGCUGGGCUCCGCUUUAUGCGCCGGACAUAAUAAGUGGUCAAAGGUGAAGCACGUCAAGGGACCAAAAGACGAGGCGAGGGGGAAAAUGUUUAUGAAGUUUGGUAUGAUGAUAAAAAUAGCUGUGAAAGAAGGUGGAGCUAACCCAGAGCUGAAUAUAAAUUUAGCCCACAUACUGGAGCAGUGCAGGAGCAAGAACAUGCCCAAGGCAUCCAUAGAUGCUGCAAUCAAGAGUGCGGCUAAACCAGCGUCUCAGCACAUGUUUGAGGCUCGUGGGCCCGGCGGGUGUCUGCUGCUCAUCGAGGUCUUAACUGACAACAACUCGCGCACCCACCAGGAAAUCAAACGUCUGCUCACCAAGAACGGGGGGAUGCUGUCUGAUGGAGCCCGGCAUAACUUCCAGAGGAGGGGGGUGGUGGUAGUGCCAGGUCAGAACAUCACCACGGAGAAAGCGCUGGAGUUGGCAAUCGAGGCCGGAGCCGAAGAUGUCCAAGAGACGGAGGAUGAGGAGGAGAAGCCCCUGCUGCAGUUUCUCUGUGAUAUGGCAAACCUGAAUAAGGUGAGGGCCUUUUUGAAGGAGAUGGGAAUGGAGAUUAUGUCUGCUGGGUUGGAGUUUGUUCCCCGUGUGCACACACUCUUGGACCAGGACCACCUAGAUGCUGCUUCAACUCUAAUAGAAGCCCUCAAUGACUAUCCAGAUGUAGUCAGAGUGUGGGACAACAUCCAGACUGACAGCUGAGGACAGUUUCUGGACACUUAGUGGACACUACUUGUGGAAUAUUGGAGACAAAUGAUUUUCCAGCUAAUACCUUGUGGAUUAGUGGGUGCUGAUACUGCAUGUUAUCAUUAUGAUAAAGUGUGAUUGUGUUAGCCUGGGGGGGGGGGGUGUUCGAGGAUCCUUUUUAUUGAAAACAGUAUUGAACAUUCAAAGUGACAUUUUACUCAAAGAAGGAAUCAUGAACGACACUGUUUUGAAUAAUGCUUUGUGUCUGUUGUGUGUUUUUCAUAGUAGUCACAGUAGAAACAUGCAAAAAUAAUUACACUGGAAAAAUACACCUAAAAGGCAAAUA
Archocentrus centrarchus (flier cichlid) is the source of this 1288-nucleotide messenger RNA. RefSeq names its product translational activator of mitochondrially encoded cytochrome c oxidase I (gene taco1). The transcript is spliced from 6 exons. Lineage: Eukaryota; Metazoa; Chordata; Actinopteri; Cichliformes; Cichlidae. The record is from RefSeq and is a predicted model, not a curated record. The coding region runs from base 64 to 957 and encodes 297 amino acids. Gene Ontology annotation, cellular component: mitochondrion.